AAAAUCCACACCAUCCAGCCAAUCCCUUUUACAUUCAACCUGGAGACGGAGCUUCCUCCCCUCUGGUUCCUGAUAUACUUACCUCAGAAAAUUAUGUGACCUGGGCGAGAACGAUGCGCUGUGCUCUAAACAUAAAAAAUAAGCUUGGAUUCAUUGAUGGUUCCAUCGCCAAGUCCACCCAAACUUCCGACCCCCUCUUUGCACCAUGGGAAUGCUGCACUAACAUGCUCAUUGCAUGGAUACAACAUUCGGUGAGCACUGACCUCCGCUCAAGUAUUGCCCACGUAGACACUGCCGAAUGCGUUUGGAAUGAUCUUCGCGACCGUUUCUCCAUUCAAAAUGCUCCUCGGAUUUUUCAAAUCAUCAAAUCAAUUUCAUCAACGACGCAGGACACAGAUUCAAUUAGCCACUAUUACAACAAACUUAAAGUAUUUUGAGACGAGUUGGAGAUCUACGAACCGCUACCCACCUGCACUUGUGGAGCAAUCAAAACCAUGCUGGAUUAUUCUCAUCGACACAAAGUGAUGCAAUUUCUUUUGGGGCUUGAUAAUUCUUAAGAUUCUGUUCGUGCGCAGAUUUUAUUGCAUGAUCCACUUCCUGCUCUCAAUCAUGUUCUGAACAAGAGGAACGACGUCGCCAGCUGCAUACUGUGCCUUUACCUCUAUUCCUAGCUCCAAAAAUCUGACUCAGUCCAAUGUUUCUUGUGAUAUUUGCCCCCUUGCAAAACAACACCGAUUGCCAUUUCCAGAAGCCAAUCACCAGCUAACAAAGGCCUUUGACAUUAUUUCUGUUGAUAUUUGGGGUCCUAACCAAACACAAUCUUAUAAUGAUGCAAAAUAUUUUCUCACAAUUGUGGACGAGUUUACAAGAUGCACCUGGCUCUACCUUCUUAAAACUAAGUCAAAAGCUCGACAUUCCCUUUUAAAUUUCUUUGCUCUUAUUGAGACUCAAUUCAACACUCAAAUAAAAAUCAUUCGAUCCGAUAACAGUGCUGAAUUCCAAAUACCAGAUUAUUAUAACUCCAAAGGCAUUUUACAUCAAACAACUUGCAUAGCCACACCUCUGCCAAACGAAAACACCAACACAUCCUUAACGUAGCACGAGCCCUCAAAUUUCAGUCCGGUUUACCCCUUAAAUAUUGGUCUGAUUUUGUCACCACUGCAGUUUAUUUAAUCAACCGAACACCCACCCCAACACUCAACUACAAAACUCCAUUUGAAGCACUCUACCACGCAAAGCCAUCCUACACCCAUUUCAAAGUCUUCAGAUGCUUAUGCUUCGCAUCAACCUUGUCUCAUGCAAGAAGCAAAUUCAAACCAAGGGCUCAGAAAUGUUUGUUUCUCGGGUACCCCUAUGGUGUAAAAGGCUAUAAAGUGCUUGACCACACAACCUAGCAAAUAUUCAUCUCCCACGACGUCAUCUUCCAUGAAGAGAUAUUUCCUCUCAAACAACAAAACCCACUCACGUAUUCACCAAUCAAUCCUGGCCAACCCACAUAUUCACCUUUUGACACCUAUCCCUCGAAUGAUUCCAGCGACACAUCCAACAUUUUACCACCUCUACAUGCUUCGGAUUAUGAAAUCCAUACCGAUACAAAUACAUCACCUCCCAUCACACCUACGCCUAAAACCAUUUCUCCCUCCCCUAAACACACCAAUAAUUCCUUGGACUCCCCACCUCAUGCUUUAUCUCAUACUCUCCACGAAAUUGAUCCCUCCUCUACCCAUGAUGAUUCUUCUCAAGUACCUCGUCGAUCAAAUCAAACACGCCACGCUCCUGCCUACCUUCAUGACUACCAUUGCCAGCAAGCUUCAACAACCUCUUCUCCCAAUCGCCAUCCACGAUGACUACCUCUGGACACUCCUCAACAUCAGGUACAAAUAUUUCAUUUCCUCUGUUUUAUCUUAUACAUCUUUGUCACCUCAAUUUCAAGCAUUCACCACCUCUGUUUCCAUCAAUACCAAACCUACCACAUAUGCACAAGCAAUUAAACACCCACUUUGGUGUGAGGCAAUGGACCAGGAACUUGCUACCCUUGAGCUCAAUGAGACUUGGAACAUCGUCGAUCUGCCUCUAGGCAAGCGACCGAUUGAUUGCAAAUGGGUUUAUAAUCUCAAAUUCAAGGCUGACGACAUAGUAGAACGAGCUAAAGCUCGCUUAGUCGCAAAGGGUUUUACCCAGCGUGAAGUUGCUGCCAUCAAAGGCGACGUAAAUAACGCUUUUUUGUAUGCUGAGCUCGCUGAAGACAUUUACAUGAAGCCACCUCCUGGUUCCCUUGCUGCAAAAACUAAGUAAGUUUGUCGACUCCAAAAGAGCUUGUACGGCCUGCGAUAGGCUUCCCAUCAGUGGAAUGCAAAAUUGGUUUCAUCUCUUGCUGAGUUUGGCUUCGCCCAGUCAAAGGCUGAUUAUAGCAUAUUCGCGAAGUGCACCGAUACUUCUUUCGUCGCCUUACUCGUGUAUGUCGACGACAUUAUUCUCAUGAGUUCCGACCUCAAUUCCAAUCAGGCUAUUAAGCAAUUUCUAGAGACUAAAUUCCGCAUAAAGGCUCUUGGAGCAUUGCGCUAUUUUCUCGGAAUAGAAGUGGGUCGAACACAAGCUGGAAUUCAGCUCUGCCGGCUCAAAUAUGCGCUCGAUAUUCUUGCUGAAACUGGGCUCUUAGCUGCAAAGCCAUCUCCCUUGCCAAUGGAACCCAACCUCAAGCUUAAAAAGGAUGAAGGUGCCAUAUUUCAUGAUACAGCGCUCUACUGGAAAUUAGUUGGAAAAUUGCUUUACUUAACUCACACGAGAUCAAACUUGAGCUAUAGUGUUAAUUUGUUAAGUCAAUUUUUGGACACCCCAAGAGUGCCACAUUAUGAUGCUGUUGUUAAAGUCCUUAGGCACAACAAGGGUACUCCAGGGCAGGGCAUUUUUCUUCCUAACAAUUCGAUCAUGGAACUUGUUGCUUAUGCUAAUGCGAAUUGGGCCAAUUGCCCGGACACUCGUCGUUCAACAACA
Messenger RNA from Carya illinoinensis, 2994 nucleotides. RefSeq lists its product as uncharacterized. The record is from RefSeq and is a predicted model, not a curated record. NCBI's taxonomy places the organism in Eukaryota, Viridiplantae, Streptophyta, Magnoliopsida, Fagales, Juglandaceae. The transcript has 2 exons. The coding region runs from base 1426 to 2295 and encodes 289 amino acids.